UAUAUAUAAAACAUGUUUACUCCAAAUCGGUAGACAAGCCUAAGAAAAUGAAUGUGAGGGUUUUUUCUCUCGGCCAGCUCCUGGCCGGCUUUAUUAUGUUCCUCUCAUCAUCAGCUUCCUCUCCACCACACGAUGAGCUGAAACCCCGCACCAGGGGCGGAAACCAUCACGAUCACGGGCAGCAGGAGAGCCCAUCAAACGGCUGUGAUCUGUUCGAGGGCAGCUGGGUCUUGGACGCCUCUUAUCCACUCUACAAUGCGUCGCAAUGCCCUUUCGUCGCCUCCGCCCUCAACUGUCAGAAGAACGGCAGGCCUGACGACGCCUACCUUCACUACAGAUGGCAGCCCACUGCCUGUCAGAUCUCCAGGUUUGAUGGGAGGGCAUUUCUGGAAAGAAUGAGGGGCAAAAAGGUAAUGUUUGUGGGGGACUCACUGAGCGCAAACCAGUGGCAAUCAUUGGCGUGCAUGCUUCACGCCGCUGUCCCAAACGCCAUCUACGUGUUGGGUUCACGUGGACCGCUCACCACUCUUUCUUUUCCGGAAUACGGCGUCUCAGUUAUAUUCCUAAAAAAUGGAUUCUUGGUCAGCCUAGUGGGUCGUACCCUAAAGCUCGACGCCCUCAGCAGAAGCGAUAUGUGGCUGGGACUCGACGUAUUGAUCUUCAACUCAUAUCAUUGGUGGCUACAUAGCGGACGUUUUCGAACAUGGGACAGCUACCAGAUUGGCGACAAGAUAUUCAAAGACAUGGAUGUGAUUGAAGCAUAUAGGAUAGCUCUGACUACAUGGGCUAACUGGGUUGACUCCAACGUUGAUCCCGUCAGGACUCGUGUCUUUUUUCAAGGAAUUUCCGCCUCUCAUUACCGUGGCACAGAAUGGAAUGAACCCAACGUGCAGAACUGCAGUGGACAGACGAGGCCGGUGGAGGGGUCGACUUACCCGGGGAACAAACCUCCAGGCGAUGCAGUGGUGAAGGGGGUGCUGAGUAGUAUGAAGAGACCUGCGGUUCUGCUGGACAUAGCUCUACUGACUCAAUUGAGAAAAGAUGGGCACCCGUCGACGUAUAGCGACGUAAGGCUGGACUGCAGCCACUGGUGCCUUGCCGGUGUGCCGGAUACCUGGAAUCAACUCUUGUACGCAGUUCUUGUAGAGAGUUAGGAACUUGUUUUGCCCUCUCGGGAGUUGGAGGAACUCAGUGCAUGCAUGGGAAAUAACAAGAGUUUGUUCUGAUUGAAAUGGAA
Sesamum indicum (sesame) is the source of this 1237-nucleotide messenger RNA. RefSeq names its product protein trichome birefringence-like 42. NCBI's taxonomy places the organism in Eukaryota, Viridiplantae, Streptophyta, Magnoliopsida, Lamiales, Pedaliaceae. Gene Ontology annotation, cellular component: Golgi apparatus. The record is from RefSeq and is a predicted model, not a curated record. Gene Ontology annotation, molecular function: O-acetyltransferase activity.